CUUAAACUUCAGCGUGAAGUGGAUUUUCAUGAAAACAUUAUUCGCUUUUAUGGCAUCACAACAGAAAUCCAAUGUGAUAAUUCAAAAAAAUAUUUGCUAAUGAUGGAAUAUGCCGAUAGUGGUACCCUUCGAAAUUAUUUAAGCGAACGUUUUGAAAAUCUCACAUGGAACGGUAAAUUAAAUCUUGCAUUUCAAUUAGCUGACGCUAUAUCUUAUUUACAUGAUAAAGAAAUUAUGUAUUAUGACUUGCACUCAAAUAAUAUCUUAGUUCAAAGGAAUAUAAUCAAAUUGUCUGAUUUUGGGUUGUCAAAAAGGAAUGAAAUGGUCGCCUAUGUUGAUCCACAAAUUUUUAUUAGAAAUAAUGAUAAAAAGUGCGAUAUUUACAGUACUGGCGUACUCUUAUGGGAAAUUUCUAGUGGAAAAUCACCCCUUUGUAAAAAACCGCAUGAUGUCAGUCCUAUCACACCUGAAGAUUAUGUGAAAAUAUAUACUGAUUGCUUGAACAAUGACCCAAAUGAUCGUCCAACUAUCAACCAGAUUGCAGGAAAAAUAAAUGCAAUUAUUCUAAAAGAAAAUGUUCAAGUAUCAAGUAAACAACAGAAUAUCAAUAUUAUUAAUAAUUCAUUACAUGAAGAAAUGUUUCAAAUUGUUCAAAAUUUUAGUAAAGUAAAUAUAAAAGAAAUAGAACCUUUAGUUUCAUCAAAUCUAAUUAUAAAUGAUUUUGAAAUAAUAAUUGAAGAAAUAAUUCUCCUUCUUGAAAAUAUAGGAGCAGUAUGGAAAAAGCAUGAAGUUAUUAAUUACCUUAAUAAUCAUAAUUUAACUUUACAAGAAAUUUAUAAUUGGUUAUUAAAUGAUCAGGAAAACUCAAAUUCUAUUUUUUUACUUGGAGUAUUUAAUCAUUUUGGAAUUGAAAUUAAGGUUGAUAAACAAAAAGCAUUUGAAUUAUAUCAAAAAGCAGCAAAUACAGGACAUGCAUUUGGAAUAACUAGUUUAGGAUAUUGUUAUCAUUAUGGAAUUGGAACUAAUAUUGAUCAUCAAAAAACAUUUAAACUAUACCAAAAGACUGCAAAUUUAGGAAAUCCACGUGGAUUAUAUAAUUUGGGAGUUUGUUAUAAUAAUGGAGUUGGAACUUGUAUUGAUAAACAAAAGGCAUUUAAACUAUUUCAAGAAUCUGCGAAUUUAGGAAAUUUACUUGGAAUGUCUGGUUUGGAAUAUUGCUAUAGUUAUGGGUUUGGGAACCAGUUUUGAAUAACUACUACUAGAUUAAGAUAUUUAUUAUGAAAAAGGAAUUGUAACAAAUGUUAAAUCAAAUAGCUGCAAAUUUAGGAGAUUGUUUUUCUCAAUGUAACCUUGCUUUUAUGUAUGAAAAUGAAAAGGGUUGAAA
This is a messenger RNA of Rhizophagus irregularis DAOM 181602=DAOM 197198, 1384 nucleotides long. RefSeq lists its product as uncharacterized. Gene Ontology annotation, biological process: signal transduction; protein phosphorylation. Lineage: Eukaryota; Fungi; Glomeromycota; Glomeromycetes; Glomerales; Glomeraceae. The record is from RefSeq and is a predicted model, not a curated record. Gene Ontology annotation, molecular function: protein binding; protein kinase activity; ATP binding. Gene Ontology annotation, cellular component: cytoplasm.